This is a messenger RNA of Leishmania mexicana MHOM/GT/2001/U1103, 900 nucleotides long. Its product is annotated as putative 2-hydroxy-3-oxopropionate reductase. The record is from RefSeq and is a predicted model, not a curated record. Bases 1 to 900 code for a protein of 299 amino acids. NCBI's taxonomy places the organism in Eukaryota, Euglenozoa, Kinetoplastea, Trypanosomatida, Trypanosomatidae. Gene Ontology annotation, molecular function: oxidoreductase activity; NADP binding; NAD binding. The transcript has a single exon.
AUGCGCGUCGGGUACAUUGGUCUGGGGCUCAUGGGCAAGCCCAUGGCCGCCAACAUCCUCAAGGCGGGCUUUCCCGUGUGUGUGUGGAACCGCACAGCCUCCAAGUGCGACGACCUCGUCACGGCUGGCGCCACGGCGUGCGCGACGCCGGCGGAGCUGGCGGCGGCCUCUGACGUCGUCUUCACAAACCUCUCGGACUCCUCUGACGUGAUGGAGAUCGUGUUCGGCACCAACGGCGUGGCAGCCGGCAUUCGUGAGGGGGCCAUCUUCGUGGACAACAGCACCAUCAAGCCCUCUGUCGCGCAGGAGAUCGCGCGACGGCUGUGGGAGGAGAAAAAAGUGCGUGCACUGGAUGCACCGGUCUCUGGCGGCGACAUUGGAGCGCGCAACGGCACCUUGACCGUCAUGGUCGGCGGUGACGCUGCUGCGCUUGAGACUGUUUUGCCUGUGCUGCUCGCAGUGGGUAAGAAGGUGACCCACAUUGGCGACUGCGGGGCGGGGCAGGUGUGCAAGGCGGCAAACCAGAUCAUGGUGGCUGCCCAGAUGGUCGCGCUUGGCGAGAUCCUUGUCUUCUCUGAGAAGUGCGGCGUGUCGGGGUCGACAGUUAUCGAGGCGAUCAAGAGUGGUUCGGCACAGUGCUGGGCACUCGAUGUGAAGCCGGACCGCCUCUUUGCCGGCAACCGCGAGCCCGGUUUCAAGGCUGCCCUGCAGAGCAAGGACAUGGGCAUCGUGAUGGACUCGGCCAAGGAGUUUGGCGUCCCGCUGCCCUCCACCGCCGUCAAUACGCAGCUCUUCCAGGCGAUGGUUCAGAACGGCGAUGGAGACCGCGACAACUCCGCUGUCGUCAGCGUGCUCGAACGCAUGGCCAACGUCCACAUCUCGGAGGUGAAGAAGGAAUAG